Daldinia loculata is the source of this 2286-nucleotide messenger RNA. RefSeq lists its product as uncharacterized. The transcript has 2 exons. The coding region runs from base 606 to 2270 and encodes 554 amino acids. Lineage: Eukaryota; Fungi; Ascomycota; Sordariomycetes; Xylariales; Hypoxylaceae. The record is from RefSeq and is a predicted model, not a curated record.
CGGCACGAGGCUGCUUUCUUAAUGAAGCGAUGUCUGCUACCCCCCUAGCUCGUUAGGGUCUGAUCCGAUCCGAUCCGAUCCGUGUAAAUCCAGUUCGCUCUUAAGAGCACUUGAAUAUUACUCACUACUAGGUAUUACUACCUUGCAUAGGUACGUAGUAGGUAGUAGUCUUGCUACUUGUUGCUAGAUGAUCGACGGCACACGAUAGACAUGUUUUUAGAACCGUCUAACUUGGAAUACUACUCUGUUUUAAUAAUCAUGCUGAUAUAAUAUAUACUACCAACCUAUGCAUAUUAAUAUAUAAUAAUAGUAAGAGCCGCCUUGCCGAAUGCUACCCAGGGAUCGUCAUCCUAGGACCCAAGUCGGAAUAAAUAGAUUCGACGCUCGCGCGAGAACGUUCCCGGAGGCGAACUUAUAAAUACAUAGGAUUCAUGUAACCCGGAUCUAGGCGGCGGGACUAACAAGCGAACGGGAAGUUAUGGUAUUGUGAUGAGUGAAGCGUGCGUGCUUGGAUAUUUACGGAGAUUCGCUUUCUUAUAGACUUCUUUGUGGGUUGAUUUUCGGCGAAAUAUAUCUUGAGCAACGAUAUAUUAGAGGUUUCAGCCAUGACGCAAGCAAAUCUAGAGCAGCAGCAGCAGCAGCUCGAGUUGCUAGGCCCGGCUUAUGUGCUGGAAUGGACAGAGAGUCAGCGCCACUGCUCCCGGCGGUACUUUAGAAGUGCCGAAGAGCUGCGCACUGAUAUUCAGCAGCAGGAAAAGGAACCGCAGAGGUUUGAGCCCCGACGUCGGCUCCUAGUCCUCCGCGAGUUGCCCCUGGACUACGUGCAGGUGUUAAGAGACCUGCUGGAUAUUGACGCGGGCUUUAUCGACGCACAUAUUAGUCGGUUGAGCUAUAGGCCGCUGGUAAGGCGGAGGCGGGACCAUGGGGCUACUCGGACCGGAUUCGUUCGCUUCGAGUAUCCGGAGUUGUUUACGGCACCGAAGGGAUUUACCCCGGAUGCAAAGAGGGUCCCGUCGGCGACUGGCUCUCGUACUAGAGGUGAUGAUAACGUUGAAGAACCGUCUCUGCAUCUUAUCUCGGACGACGGAAAAGGGGUACUGUUCUGCCGCGCUUCGUUAUGGCAGUGUGCCAAGGCCAAUGUCCUUCUGAUGGACUGUCCGGCAUGGACUCGGAAACAUCGUUCUUCGGACCCAGGCCAAGUUCUCGCUACUACCAGCCUGGUAGAUGGAGAUAUGUCGAAUUUUGAGUCGCUUCUCUACCAUGGCUUAGAGGAGGAAUGGCGUGAUAGUUCCUACGAGGACGUAGAUAUACGUGCUCUCGUGCAAGACAUCGCCGUGCACCAAUGGACCGAAUUCUUCGAUAUGGUUUCUUCGAAUAUAUCCCCCGGUAUGCAUCACAUGACGGCGCUGUACUGGCAAGUACAGGAAACCCUAGAAAGAAACCUGAGCAGCGCUGAGCUCUGCGAGAAAUCACUCCAGGGUACAAGCUCCCCGUCUUUAACCCCCUAUUCCACUAAAUCAGACUGGGAAUCCCUCCUCUCCCGCCUUAAUAGACAUGUCUCGUUACUGAACCACCUUGCCCCUAUUUCCACACACAGCCCUAACCCUAGUCCCACUAUCCCCGGCAGCAUCCCACCCCGUCCACUGGAGAAGCAGCCCCUUACUACAAGAGGUAUUCCCCCAUCAGAAAUGAUCCCCCGCCACCAUCACACCCGCAGCGGCAACAACUCCUCUAGCGCCGACGAACAGAACAAGCACGCGUUAGACCGCGUCUCGUACAUGGGCGGCGUUCUACUCCCACUAUCGAUCGUUUCCAGCAUCCUAUCCAUGAGCGACCCGUUCGGGCCCACGGGGCCCAUGUUCUACGUCUUCUGGGCGGCGGCCGUGCCUCUAGUCUUCGUCGCCAUCCUAAUCAUCUACGCUGAUUCGAUCCGCAAGGCCGAGGUCUGGAUCGAGGUCGCGAGUAAUGGUAGUAACACCGGCAUUGGUGAUACUAGCGAAGAGAAACCUGGGACCGAUCUUGAAGGUCAGGCUUUACCGUAUAAUGGGCUUGGGAUCGCGGCGCUGGGAAGGGGGGAAGAAGGUGAGGAGGCAAUGGGGACAGAUUCGUUGGAUGAGCCAGCUAUGAUGGUAGAGAAGCUAUUCAAAGAUGCUGGGAGUAGAAAGUGGCAGAAAAAGCAGCUUGGUUGGGGUGGCGCAUGUAAGACUGCUUUGCGUAUUUACAAGCUCAAGAAACCACCCAGCUGGGUUAGGCAUGGAAGGACAGUUUAAAGUACGCAGGCUAAUA